UUUUAUUUUACGAAAUCCGCGAGUUAAAUUAAAUUUUGGAAUGUUAUAUUUCGGGAAUCAAAAUGUCAUUUCCUGAUAUUCAUUGCUGUUCUAGGUUAACAGCCGAGAAUAUAGAAAUAAAGAAAAGAUAUAGCAGGUUAAAACAAGAAAAAGAAAAACUUCAGAAACAAAUUGAUGUUAUUUUCGAACAGAGAAAAGUUGAAGCUUUGUUAAAGAAUUAUGUUACUAGCAGAGAUGUGUAUGUACAAACUGAAAGUCAAACCUGGAAUAAGACUAAAUCUACUGGUAUAUCUUCUAAACCAAGCACAGCUACUGGUACUUAUAUUGAAGAGAGUGAAAAAAUCAACAAAUUAGUGAAUAUGCAGAGUCAGAUAAUGAAGAGAUAUGAAAAGGAAGUCAAACAAAACAUGGAACAUCUUCAAACCAUUACAGAAUUAAAUGGUAAAAUAGCUCAGUUCGAAUCAAAGUUACAGAAAAGUGAAGAGGAACUGUUUAAGAUAAAACAUGAAUUGUUUAAAAUCAGUGGACCCUCUUCAUCAAAAUUAGAAGAUGGUGUAAGACAGAAAGAUAUCAUAAAAGAAAAUACUAAAUUAAAGAAAGAGAAUAAAAAGCUUAGAGCAGAAUUAGAUGGUUUAGAUAAGGGAUUUUUUGACGAAGUAGAAGAUAUAAAAUAUGCUUUACAACAAUCAGCUAAAUUAAAUAAGGAAUAUGAAAAAGUUUUAAAGAAAAUGUGUCAGAAAUAUGGAGUACCUUUACCACACCCUGAAAAAAUUCUCAACAGCUGAUGAUGAUUUAGGCCUACACUAUUGUUAAUUUAUC
This is a messenger RNA of Lottia gigantea (owl limpet), 819 nucleotides long. RefSeq lists its product as hypothetical. The record is from RefSeq and is a predicted model, not a curated record. The transcript has 7 exons. The coding region runs from base 63 to 785 and encodes 240 amino acids. NCBI's taxonomy places the organism in Eukaryota, Metazoa, Mollusca, Gastropoda, Lottiidae.